CCUGAAGGUAAAGAUUACUCCAUCCAUCGACUUAUUCUUGGAACGCAUACAUCUGACGAGCAAAAUCAUCUCCUUAUUGCCAGUGUUCACCUUCCAAAUGACAACACACAGUUUGAUCCUAGUAGCUAUGAUGCUGACCGUGGAGAAUUUGGGGGCUUUGGUGCCGUAACGGGCAAGAUCGACAUUAAUAUUAAAAUAAAUCACGAAGGGGAAGUGAAUAGAGCUCGGUAUAUGCCUCAAAAUCCUUGUGUUAUUGCUACCAAGACACCGAGCAGCGAUGUUCUUGUCUUUGAUUACACCAAACAUCCCAGUAAACCCGAUCCCUCUGGAAAAUGUCAGCCUGAGUUAAGACUACGUGGACAUCAAAAAGAAGGAUAUGGAUUAUCUUGGAAUCUUAAGCUAGAUGGGUAUCUUCUGUCUGCCUCUGAUGAUCAUACGAUUUGCAUGUGGGAUGUCAAUGCAACUCCAAAGGAUAGCAACAUAAUCGAUGCUCAAACCGUCUUUACAGGGCAUACCAGCGUAGUGGAAGACGUUAGUUGGCACCCACUUCAUGAAUCUGUCUUCGGUUCUGUCGCUGACGACAAGCGUCUGAUGAUAUGGGACACUCGAAGUCAAUCAACCAGUAGACCCAGUCACAAGGUCGAAGCACAUUUGGCUGAAGUCAAUUGUCUUAGCUUUAAUCCAUUUAGUGAGUACAUAUUGGCUACGGGGAGCGCAGAUCGUACUGUGGCACUCUGGGAUCUUCGGUCAUUAUCAAUGAAGUUGCAUUCUUUCGAGUCUCACAAAGAUGAGAUCUUCCAGGUUCAAUGGUCACCUCAUCAAGAAACAAUUCUAGCAAGCUCUGGAACCGAUAGAAGACUGCACGUUUGGGAUUUGAGCAAAAUUGGAGAGGAACAGUCUGCUGAGGAUGCGGAAGACGGCCCUCCUGAGCUACUUUUCAUCCAUGGAGGGCACACUGCCAAGAUAUCUGAUUUCUCUUGGAAUCCUAAUGACGCUUGGGUCAUUUGCUCAGUAUCUGAAGACAAUAUCCUGCAGGUUUGGCAAAUGGUAAGUCUGAUUUAUCUGAUUAUCUUGUACAGAUACACGCUUUUAUUUUAA
Molecule: messenger RNA, 1098 nt
Organism: Protopolystoma xenopodis
Lineage: Eukaryota; Metazoa; Platyhelminthes; Monogenea; Polystomatidea; Polystomatidae
Source: the annotation of a GenBank genome assembly